AAUGUUAUAAAAAAGUACAGUUUGACGUUUGAUUUGACACAUUUCGGUUUGAUUGGAUCGCAAGCGUUGUUACCGUGUUUCUUUUCAUUUUAUUGAAAUUUUUUAUUAGUAAAAUUGUAAAUAGUCAAAUUGAGCAAACAAUCGUAAAAAUAUAUUUAAGUUAAAAGUGUUAUUUAAUACAAACGUACAAUCAGAGUAAUAUGGAAUUGUUGCAGGGAGGCGAGCCGCGGCCGCUGCCCCCCUCGGCCCCCUCGCUGGCGCCCCCCGCAGCGCCCGCGCCAGGGGGCUUUCUGGCCGCGCCGGUGUACGACUUGCAGCAGGUCGGCGACGUGUUCACAGGUCCGGGCGCCAAGUGCUCGACGCUGCCGGCCAUCCUGGGCGGGUCCCUGCCGCGGCUGUCGGGGGAGCAGGCGGAGGCGGUGGCGCGCGCCAAGAAGUACGCGAUGGAGCAGAGCAUCAAGAUGGUGCUCAUGAAGCAGACGCUGGCGCACCAGCAGCAGCAGAUGGCCUCCCAGCGGACACAGGUGCAGCGCCAGCAGGCGCUCGCGCUCAUGUGCAGGGUGUACGUAGGGUCGAUAUCGUUCGAGUUAAAGGAAGACACCAUAAGGCAGGCGUUCCUGCCGUUCGGGCCGAUCAAGUCGAUCAACAUGUCGUGGGACCCGGUCACGCAGAAACACAAGGGGUUCGCGUUUGUUGAGUACGAGAUCCCGGAGGCGGCGCAGCUCAGCUUAGAGCAGAUGAACGGCGUCAUGCUCGGGGGCAGGAACAUCAAGGUGGUGGGUCGUCCGUCGAACAUGCCUCAAGCGCAGGCCGUCAUCGACGAGAUCCAGGAGGAGGCCAAGCAGUACAACCGCAUCUACGUCGCCUCCAUACACCCCGAGCUCACCGAGGACGACAUCAAGAACGUGUUCGAAGCGUUCGGCCCCAUCACGUACUGCAAGCUGGCGUACGGCGCGUCGGCGCACAAGCACAAGGGGUACGGGUUCAUCGAGUACGCGACCCUCGGCGCCGCGCUCGAGGCCAUCGCCUCCAUGAACCUGUUCGACCUCGGCGGCCAGUACCUGCGCGUGGGCCGCGCCAUCACCCCGCCCAACGCGCUGGCCGGCCCGCCCGCCCUCUGCGCGAUGCCCACCGCGGCCGCCGUCGCCGCCGCGGCCGCCACUGCCAAGAUACAGGCGAUGGACGCGGUGGCGAGUAACGCGGUGGCGCUGGGCCUCACGAAGCUGUCUGCGCUGGGCGUGCCGGCCGCCGCCGCGCUGCCCUCGCUGGCCGCCGCGCUGCCGCUGCCGCUGCCCUCCAUACCCGCCAUACCCGCCAUACCCGCCAUACCCUCCAUCCCCGCGCUGCCCGCGGUGAUCCCGCCGCCCGGCGUCGUCAUACCGGCCGCGCCCCCCGCGCCCGCGCCCGCGCCGCACCCGCCCCAGCCACGCAGGACGGCGGAACCUAUGCCAACGGGGGGUGGGAACAUGGGCGGCAAUAUGGGCGGGGGUAUGGGAAACAUGAACGCGGCCAACGCCAACGCAGAAUCCGGCGCCCAGGCUGCCUUACAGCGGAAGCUGUUGGAGUCCUCCCCCGACACGCUGCAGCAGCAGGAGUCGCUGUCCAUAUCCGGCCAGUCCGCGCGACACCUGGUCAUGCAGCGGCUACUGAGGCGGCGCGCCUCCAGGACCCUCCUGCUGCGGAAUAUGGUCGCGCCGCAGGAAGUGGACGACGCGCUGCAUCACGAGAUACAGGAGGAAUGCUCGAAGUGGGGCAAGGUGGAGCGGCUCGUGAUCUACAACGAGCGCCAGAACGAGGACGACGACCCCGCCAACGCCAACGUCAAGAUAUUCGUGCAGUUCACCGAGCCAGACGAGGCGUCGAGCGCGGCCGGGGCCCUCAACGGGCGCUACUUCGGGGGCCGCACCGUGCGCGCCGCGCUCUACGACCAGGACCUGUUCGACCACGGCGACCUCUCCGGGUAGACUACCGCUACGGAACAUAUGAGCAAUACACAAGCAAUCGACUACACUCCCCUUACUUUAAUUAUAAAUUAAAUAAUCAUUACGACACACGUUG
Molecule: messenger RNA, 2058 nt
Organism: Chilo suppressalis (striped riceborer)
Lineage: Eukaryota; Metazoa; Arthropoda; Insecta; Lepidoptera; Crambidae
Source: the annotation of a GenBank genome assembly